Messenger RNA from Tauraco erythrolophus (red-crested turaco), 468 nucleotides. NCBI's taxonomy places the organism in Eukaryota, Metazoa, Chordata, Aves, Musophagiformes, Musophagidae. The record is from RefSeq and is a predicted model, not a curated record.
UCGAUCCUGUAAACGCAGCUCCCACCACUUCUACCCGUGUGUUUUACAUCAGUGUGGGCGUGUGCUGUGCUGUUAUAUUCCUGGUGGCAAUAAUACUAGCUGUCUUGCAUCUCCACAGCAUGAAGAGGAUCGAGUUGGAUGACAGCAUCAGUGACAGCAGCAGCUCCCAAGGUUUAUCCCAACCUUCCACGCAGACGACCCAGUACUUGCGAGCUGACACGCCAAACAACGCAACGCCAGUAACCAGCUCCUCAGGUUAUCCUACGUUACGGAUAGAGAAGAAUGAUCUUAAAAGUGUCACUCUAAUGGAAGCAAAAGCUAAAGUGAAGGACAUAGCCAUCUCCAGGGAGAGGAUAACUCUAAAAGAUGUGCUCCAAGAAGGCACCUUUGGGCGCAUUUUCCAUGGGAUUCUAAUAGAAGAAAAAGACCCCAGUAAAGAGAAACAAGUUUUUGUCAAAACUGUUAAAG